AUGGGUUAUUUAAUGCCGACAAGUUUUUUAUUGCUGCUUAUAUUAUCUAUCUAUCUAUCUAUCUAUCUAUCCCAUGAUAGUUUUUCACUUUCAUUUCGUUUUUUCUGGGAUGCUGUAACGAAAAAUCUCUACUCUUCCUAUCUAUCUAUCUAUCUAUCUAUCUAUCUAUCUAUCUAUCUAUCUAUCUAUCUAUGUCAUCUUUUCAUAUCUAUCUAUGUCAGUCUUUUCAUAUCUGUCUGCCUAUCUAUGUCACUCUUUUCAUUAUCUAUCUAUCUAUCUGUCUAUCUAUCUAUCUAUUUAUCUAUCUAUCUGAGUCUUUUUAUAUCUAUCUAUCUACCUAUAUAUCUCAGUAUUUUCAUAUCUAUCUCUCUCAGUAUUUUCAUAUCUAUCUAUCUAUCUAUCUAUCUAUCUAUCUAUCUAUCUAUCUAUCUAUCUAUCUCAGUCUCUUCAUAUCUAUCUAUCCAUCUAUCUAUCUAUCUCAGUAUUUUCAUAUCUAUCUAUCCCAGUAUUUUCAUAUCUAUCUAUCUAUCUAUCUAUCUAUCUAUCUAUCUAUCUCAGUCUCUUCAUAUCUAUCUAUCUAUCUCAUCAAUUGUAAUCGGCGCAGCCAUGUUGAUAACUGGGGGAAAGGGGGUAUUAAAAAUUGCACCUUCUUUUCUUUCUAUAUAUUUUUAG
Messenger RNA from Acanthosepion pharaonis, 672 nucleotides. NCBI's taxonomy places the organism in Eukaryota, Metazoa, Mollusca, Cephalopoda, Sepiida, Sepiidae. The record is from the annotation of a GenBank genome assembly.